Messenger RNA from Cavenderia fasciculata, 387 nucleotides. RefSeq lists its product as uncharacterized. The record is from RefSeq and is a predicted model, not a curated record. Gene Ontology annotation, biological process: positive regulation of plasminogen activation. Gene Ontology annotation, cellular component: plasma membrane. The coding region runs from base 1 to 387 and encodes 128 amino acids. NCBI's taxonomy places the organism in Eukaryota, Evosea, Eumycetozoa, Acytosteliales, Cavenderiaceae. The transcript has 2 exons.
AUGGGAGGAGCUUUAUCAUCAAUACCAGAUAGAAUGAUUAGUCAACAAAAGAUAUUACAACAAGAUAUGAUGGAAAAGAAUAUAAAGAAUCAAAUUAGAUUUCAAGAUAGAAUGUUGAGAAAACAAAUAGCAAUGCAAAUAGCUAUUACAAGAGAAAGAACUUAUUGGUGUAUAGCAUUGGCUACAGUAGGUUGGAUAGGUGUAGCUGUCAAGAAGGUUCCAAAGAUGGCAGCAGCUCCAUUAAGUCUAUUUACAUUGGUGACAGCGUAUCAAGCCGAUCUAGCAUUUUACACCAAAGCAAAUAGAAUUAAAAAGAUGGCAGAAGAUAUUGAAAAUGAUCCAUCUUAUUGGUUUGUUCCAACUGAUCCAGCAGGAGGUCAACCAUAA